Molecule: messenger RNA, 5770 nt
Organism: Myxocyprinus asiaticus (Chinese sucker)
Lineage: Eukaryota; Metazoa; Chordata; Actinopteri; Cypriniformes; Catostomidae
Gene: itgb3b
Product: integrin beta 3b
Exons: 15
Coding region: 135-2510 (791 amino acids)
Biological process (GO): cell migration; cell-matrix adhesion; cell adhesion mediated by integrin
Cellular component (GO): cell surface; integrin complex; focal adhesion
Molecular function (GO): integrin binding; fibrinogen binding; fibronectin binding
Source: RefSeq, a predicted model, not a curated record
UUUUGCCACAAUUUACUCUAUAUUUGGUGGUGCUCUGAUGUCUAUGCUGGAGAAGGGAGGAGAGGACAGACCGGCAGAGAGGACUAGUAAAGUUAGCAGAGUGCGUUCAACGCCUAUAUGAGCUGUUUUCAGAAAUGGAAAAAACUUUACACAAACUCGACUUCAUUUUAUGGAUUUACUGUCUAAUUCUGUUCCUAACAGAUGUAGGACUAGGCUCCAAUAUCUGUACUUCUCGAGGGGCCAGUACAUGUCGGCAGUGCCUGGCAGUGCAUCCUUCCUGUGCCUGGUGCUUUCAAGAGGAUUUUGGACAAGAUGUACCCGGCUCCUCACGAUGUGACCUAAAGAAGAACCUGAUAGAGGCAGGAUGCAGGAGAGGAGCUUUGGAGCAUCCCAUCAGCAAAAUGACUGUAAUAGAAGACAAACCUCUUAGUGACAAGGCCUCGGGAUCCACCACCGAUGUCACCCAGAUCCAACCUCAGAUGUUGCACAUCUCUCUGAGACCUGAUGAUUCUCAGGUUUUUACACUGAAAGUCCGGCAAGUGGAGGAUUACCCUGUGGACUUGUAUUAUCUGAUGGACCUGUCCUUCUCCAUGAAUGAUGACUUAUCUCAAUUACGAAGACUGGGGCGGGGCUUGGCUGAAGAAAUGAGCAAAACCACCAGUAAUCUGCGCAUGGGUUUUGGGGCUUUCGUGGAUAAACCAGUGUCCCCAUACAUGUUCAUCUCCCCUCCAGAGGCUGUGUUAAAUCCCUGCUACUCAAUCCCAUACAAAUGCCAGCCUCAGUUUGGCUACAGACAUGUUCUGUCUCUGACAGAAGAGGUAAACCGCUUUACAGAGGAGGUGAAGAAACAAAAGGUGUCUCGGAACAGGGAUGCCCCAGAGGGAGGCUUUGACGCCAUCAUACAGGCAGCUGUGUGCAAGGAUAAAAUUGGUUGGAGGCCAGGUGCAUCUCACUUGCUUGUUUUUACCACUGAUGCCAAGACACACGUGGCACUGGAUGGGCGCCUGGCGGGCAUUGUGCGACCCAAUGAUGGCCAAUGCUAUUUGGGCACAGACAACAUCUACAACAUGUCUACAACUUUGGACUACCCAUCCCUGGCAUUAAUCACAGAGAAAAUGUCAGAGAACAAUAUAAAUCUGAUAUUUGCUGUGACCAGCCAUGUGGAAUCACUCUAUAAGAACUACAGUGAGUUGAUCCCUGGUACUGCAGUGGGCAUUCUAUCUGAGGACUCACAUAAUGUGAUCCAGUUGAUCCAGGAUGCAUAUGCUAAACUGCGAUCUAAGGUUGAACUGGAGCUCUUGAAUGUCCCAGAAGAGCUCAGUCUGACCUUUAAUGCCACAUGUCUCAAUGAAGAGGUCAUCCCUGGGCUAAAAUCCUGCUCUGGACUCAAAAGAGGAGAUACAGUGUCGUUUAGUGUAGAGGCUCGUGCCAGGGGCUGCCCCAAGGAGAAACGCAAGACAUUUACCAUCAAACCGGUGGGCUUCAAGGACACCCUGCAGAUCAGAGUCAACUUCGAGUGCGAGUGUAAAUGCCAAGCCAAGGCUGAGACCGACAGUCCCGUUUGUCACCACGGCAAUGGCACCUACGAGUGCGGAAUCUGCCUGUGCAACCCAGGGCGACUGGGUCCCAGAUGUGAGUGUGAAGAAGGUGACUACAGCCCAACCAAGCAGGAUGCCUGCACCGGGCCAGAAAAAGUUAUAUGCAGCGGCCGGGGAGAUUGCGUGUGCGGGCAGUGUGUGUGCCACAAUAACGAUUUUGGCAAGGUGUGGGGAAAGAGGUGUGAGUGUGACGAUUUCAGCUGCCUGCGCUACAAAGGAGAGCUUUGCUCAGGUCAUGGCACAUGUUCCUGUGGGUUUUGCCAGUGUGAUCCAGACUGGAAGGGGGAGAACUGUAACUGUUCCACUCGCACAGACACCUGUAUGUCCAGCUUGGGACUGCUGUGCAGUGGCCGUGGCCAGUGUGUGUGUGGGAGCUGUGAGUGCACUCAGCCUGGGGCCUACGGCUCCACCUGCGACAAAUGCCCCACCUGUCCUGACGCCUGCACAAUAAAGAAGGAUUGUGUAGAGUGUAAACACUUUAAAAGGGGGAAACUCUUUGAUGAUGACACCUGCACUCGAAUCUGCAGAGAUGAAAUCAGACUGGUGGAUGAUCUGGUGUUCCAUGAUAAGAAUGCAGUGAAUUGCACCUAUAAGGAUGAGGAUGACUGUGUGCAGAGGUUUCAAUACUAUGAAGACAACAGUGGAAAAUCCAUCUUAUCUGUGGUUAAGGAGCCAGACUGCCCUAAAGGCCCUGAUAUCUUGGUGGUUCUCCUGUCAGUAGCUGGUGCCAUUUUAUUCUUGGGUCUGGCCGCCCUGCUUAUCUGGAAACUGCUUAUCACCAUCCAUGAUCGGCGUGAAUUUGCUAAGUUCGAGGAGGAGCGGGCACGUGCCAAGUGGGAAACGGGCCACAACCCCCUCUACAAAGGUGCUACCUCAACAUUUACCAACAUCACAUAUCGAGGCAAGGAGUGAUCACAGUGAGCGGAGGAAGAACUUAAUGGGUCCAACAGACAAUGUUAAUAUUUCCUUUCCAAAGUUCCACUUAAACGCAUUACAGCUUUUAAAAUACUCUCUAAACAUUUCGUAAUUGAGAAGCAAUAAGAAAGGGUUGUACAUUUUGUUGUUGUAAAUAUGUACAGUCAAAAAUGACUUAAGUGUUUCUGACUUCUCUGUGAAAAUCUUGCUGUUAUGUGUCACUGGAUGAAUGAUAAUCUCUACAUUUGCUUGUAACUAGACUAUAUUUGUCAGUACAGUGCCUUGAGAGAUAAUUGCUCACUGCUGCAGUACAUGCCAAGCCAUUUCCUAACUCUUCCCACUUUGUUAAUAUAUCUGUGGAGUGUCAGAUAUACAGUUGUGCUCAAAAGUUUGCCUACCCUUGGAGAAUUGGUAAUAUAUGUACCAUUUUUAAAGAAAACAUGAGUGAGCAGGCAAAAAACAUUUCUUUUAUUUCUUAUGGGAUUCAUAUUCAACUGUAGGUUAUAACAGAAUGGCACAAUCAUAAAACAAAACAUAGCAACAAAGAAAAGAAUGAAAUGACCCCUGUUCAAAAGUCUUCAUACCCUUAGUUCUUAAUACUGUGUAUUGCCCCCUUUAGCAUCAAUGACAGCAGUCUUUUGUAAUAGUUGUCUAUGAAGCCCCAAAUUCUUGCAGGUGGUAUAGCUGCCCAUUCGUCUUGGCAAAAUGCCUGCAGGUCAUGCAAAGUCUUUGGUCGUCUUGCAUGAACUGCACGUUUGAGAUCUCCCCAGAGUGGCUCGAUGAUAUUAAGGUCAGGAGCCUAUGAUGGCCACUCCAGAACCUUCAACUUUUUCUGCUGUAACCACUGGAGGGUCAACUUGGCCUUGUGCUUAGGGUCAUUGUCAUGCUGGAAAGUACAAGAGCGUGCCAUGCACAGCUUUUGUGCAGAAGAAUUGUCUUCCAGUAUUUUCUGAUAACAUGCUGCAUUCAUCUUGCCAUACAUUUUCACAAGAUUCCCCGUGCCUUUAGAGCUCACACCCCCCCAAAACAUCAGUGAGCCACCACCAUGCUUCACUGUGGGGAUGGUAUUCUUUUCACUAUAGGCCUUGUUGACCCCUCUCCAAACAUAGCGCUUAUGGUUGUGACCAUAAAGGUCUAUUUUGGUCUCGUCACUCCAAAUUACAGUGUGCCAGAAGCUGUGAGGCGUGUCAAGGUGUUGUCGGGCAUAUUGUAACUGGGCUUUUUUGUGGCAUUGGUGCAGUAAAGGCUUCUUUCUGGCAACUCGACCAUGCAGCUCAUUUUUGUUCAAGUAUCAUUGUAUUGUGCUCCUUGAAACAAGCACACCGUCUUUUUCCAGAGCAGCCUGUAUCUCUCCUGAGGUUUCCUGUGGGUUUUUCUUUGUAUCCUGAACAAUUCUUCUGGCAGUUGUGGCUGAAAUCUUUCUUGGUCUACCUGACCUUGGCUUGGUAUCAAGGGAUCCCUGAAUUUUCCACUUCUUAGUACGUGAUUGAACAGUACUGACUGGCAUUUUCAAGGCUUUGGAUAUUGUUUUAUAUCCUUUUCCAUCUUUAUAAAGUUCCAUUACCUUGUUACGCAGGUCUUUUGACAGUUCUUUUCUGCUCCCCAUGGCUCAGUAUCUAGCCUGCUCAGUGCAUCCACGUGAGAGCUAACAAACUCAUUGACUAUUUAUACACAGACACUAAUUGCAAUUUAAAAAGCCACAGGUGUGGGAAAUUAACCUUUAAUUGCCAUUUAAACCUGUAUGUGUCACCUUGUGUGUCUGUAACAAGGCCAAACAUUCAAGGGUAUGUAAACUUUUGAUCAGGGCCAUUUGGGUGAUUUCUGUUAUCGUUAUGAUUUAAAAAGGAGCCAAACAACUAUGUGAUAAUAAAUGGCUUCAUAUGAUCACUGUCCUUAAAUAAAAGGCACGAUCAGUCAUAUUUUCAAAAUCAAUGCCAAAAUUCCACAAUUUCUGCCAGGGUAUGCAAACUUUUGAGCACAACUGUAAAUGAUAAAAGCCUGAGUAAUCUUUCCAACUACUGAUGGCCUGUGGUAACACUGAAUCCCUCAUCACGACUAUGACAUGUUCUUAUUAUAAGAUGUUCUCUUAUUAUAUUAAUAUAAUGAAACUACAAUAUCCUAGAGGUAGCUUUAUCACACUGGCUUUAAAUGCAGAAUUUAGUAGUGUAUGUUUAUUGGUUCUGAUAUCUAAGAUUCAAGGCAGAAUUCUUUCAUAAAAAUUUCAUAUUUGUAAAACGCACACCAAAAAUAGACAAAAGCAGUUUUAUUAAAAUAAAAGAAUGGCCUUAUGACUUACAGUACUGUGUGUAAAAGUUUUAGGCAGUUAUGAAAAAUGCUGUAAAGUGAGGAUGUUUUCAAAAAUAAUCCCAUGCAGUAAACAUAAAGCAAAAAAAAAAAAAAAUUCAUAUUUGGUGUGACCACCCUAUGCCUUUUAAACAGCACCAACUCUCCUAGGUACACUUGCGCACCGUUUUUCAAGGUUGUUCCAAGCAUCUUGGAGUACUUGCCACAGUUCUAUGUAUUUAGGCUGUCUCAAUUGCUUCUGUCGCUUCAUGUAAUCCCAGACUGACUCCAUGAUUUUGAGAUCUGGGCCAUAACAUCUGUUUCAGGACUCCUUGUUCUACAUCUAAUAUAUUCUGUUUGCAAAAGGAAUAUUUGGAAAUCUAAAACACUAAUGCAGAAGAUAAAAAAUGUCUUAAGACAGAUGUUUUUGGAAACAUGUAAUGUGCCUAAGAAUUUUGAACAGUACUGUACAAGUAAACCAACAGUUCAGUUUAACUGCAAGAAAGUUGUGCCCCUGUAAGAAACAGUGCCCCCUUUUGGGCUUUAAAUGGAUUUUAUCUUUUUGCACCGUCAAACCAUAAGUACGUUAAUAACAAUUAGUUUGACAGAAAUUACAGAACACAUGUUUGUCAAAUGAAUUCCUCAGAAAGAAAUGUUUUUAUGAAAUUUGUUGUGAUAUACUUAAGUGUAAUACAAUUCUUUAACAUAUGCCUAUCUAUAACGAGGCCAUGUACAGCCUUAUACCCCUCAAACUCUGGUACAUUCUUGGGCUUCCGCCUUUAAUUAGUACACACUUAAAUUUAAAAGCUCACUAUUCACACAUACUGUGGACGAAUGGCAAAACAUUAGUCUCAUUUUUCAGAAAAAAACCCAAAUUAAAAAAAUAUUCUCCAAUUAUUCAUAAAUAAUAUUGUAUGUGUUUAUAAUCUUAUGAUAAACAAGGUUUAAUAAUAAUAAAAAAAUGUUUUCUGUUA